AUGUCGCCGCCGCCGCCGCCCCCCCCUCCGCCGGGGGCCCCCUUCCGCUUCUCCCCCGCCCGCCGACGCCUCCCGGCAGCCCACCCCUUCUUCGAGGAGGGCGACGUGCGGCGGCACCUCCACCUCAGGGGCCUCCUGAGCGGCGCGGCCGAGGAGGAGGAGGAGGAAGAGGAAGAGGAGGGCGGCGGCCCGGCCGACUCCCUCUGCUGCCCGUGCGCGGGGUGCGGCCAGGCCUUCCGCACCCUGGAGAGCUACGAGCACCACUACGACCUGCUGCACAGGAACGUCUGCGCCGCCUGCAAGAGGUCCUUCCCCUCCGCCCACCUGCUGGACCUCCACCUCCUGGAGUGGCACGACUCCCUCUUCCAGGUCAUGGCGGAGAAGCAGGACAUGUACCAAUGUCUGGUGGAGAGCUGCACGGAGAAGUUCAAGAGCAGGAAGGACCGGAAGGACCAUUUGAUCAAAAUACACCAGUAUCCCUCUGACUUCAGGUUUGAUAAACCUAUGAAACCAAAAAGCUCAAAAACGAUGAAGCCUCCGUCUAGAGAUCCCGCUGUGCCAAUGGAUGUCAACGUUGAAGGCUGCGAACCGUCACCAGGGGAUGCCAUGGAGGUUGGCCCUAGUGAGACCGCAGUGGAUCAGGCCCUCCAGCCCAGGGUGGGGGGCACGUGGGUCCUGCCAGCGCCUGAGACACGGCUGUCGAGAACCAGAAUCCCACCCAGCAUUUGUUUCGGGCAAGGAGCCGCCCGUGGCUUCAAAAGCAGGAAGAAAAGAGCCUGA
This is a messenger RNA of Euleptes europaea (tarantolino), 780 nucleotides long. It is a transcript of the gene ZNF511, whose product is annotated as zinc finger protein 511. Lineage: Eukaryota; Metazoa; Chordata; Lepidosauria; Squamata; Sphaerodactylidae. The transcript has 6 exons. The record is from RefSeq and is a predicted model, not a curated record. The coding region runs from base 1 to 780 and encodes 259 amino acids.